Messenger RNA from Plenodomus lingam JN3, 2211 nucleotides. Lineage: Eukaryota; Fungi; Ascomycota; Dothideomycetes; Pleosporales; Leptosphaeriaceae. The record is from RefSeq and is a predicted model, not a curated record.
AUGGCCGCAUUUAGCUGGCUGGCCGAUUCUGCUGUCCACGCGCCAUCCCCCAUGGCUGAGUUCGCAUUCAUCACCGCCGGAACGGCUCCUUGGGUCCACGGCCAGGGCAGCAUGACCCCCUCGCGACUCCGCUCCUUGUCGCCGCUGCCUGCCAAGAAGGAAGUCACUCGGUCCCUCUCAACGCCACACCUCGCCAAGGUCGCCCACCUCCAGUCCCAUCACGAGAGCGAUGGCAUGAACACGCUUCCCGACCCCCGAGGCCGAACACCAACCCCCCAGCUGACCCUCACCCCCCACGACUCAAACGAAUCCCAACCCGACCUUGGCCAGGAGGUCUCGAUGCUGAGCACCAAGCUCAUCAACGCCAUCAACCAUUCCACCAUGCUCGACGACUCCUUGCAGCAGACACGACACGAGCUCGAAGCCGCGAGAGAACAACUGGCGCGGCUGGAAGUGCAGGUCAGGGAGCAUGAAGAGCUCGUGUCCAAGGGCCUCUUGGUCGAAAAGGUCGUCUACGAUAAGAUGGAGAGGCAAAUGGCGAGCGAACUGCAGGAAGAGCGCAGGCGAAGGGCCCAGGCAGAAUCCGCCAAGCGGAAAACGGACAGCGAGGUGGAAGCUCUGACGGCUGCGCUGUUCGAGGAGGCCAAUGUGAUGGUAGCAUCAGCCCGCAAGGACACCGAGGCAUCCGACAGGCGUGGCGAGCAACUCAAGCAACAACUCAACGAUGCUGCGAUUCUGCAGCGCUCCUUGCAGGAGCAACUGCAAGAUCUCAAGAGCGUGGUCGAGAAGAUGAGCGCGCACAGCGACGACCACGAGAACAGCACGAUUCCAACGACUGCGCCCUCGACGCCUGGCCUCACGCCUUCCGACAAGAUGACCAAGCUCUUUGAAGCCAUUAAUCUGACGCCGAACACGCCUGGAACCGACGAAAUCAGCCCAGACCACCCGCUUCAUUUCUCCCAUCUCAUCCACCCGGUCCUUCGAUCCGAUCUCACAGCCUUUACCGAAUUUCAGGACAUGUUCAAGGUCAACGCCCACUCGUCGGCGCCGAAUAGCAGGGCGCCUAGCGGUAACUAUGGAAGCUUGAGCAUGCUCGGUCUGGGAUCCCUGGCCAACCAUUCCACCACUUCGUUACCGGGCAAAUCUCCGAGUAUAGCCUCGACCAACUCUCCACGGGAGUCGAUCAAUGCUGCCCAGGGGAUGCCAAACCUCAAGGAUGAAAAGUUUUACAGGCGUGCUCUCGCCGAGGAUAUUGAGCCAACGUUGAGACUGGACAUUGCACCUGGGCUCUCGUGGAUGGCACGCCGUACCGUCUUGAACAGCAUCACAUCUGGAUCUCUGGUUGUCGAGCCCAAUGCGCCGUCCACCUCCAUGUUCCGUACCGCUGCCUACCCUUGCUCGUUGUGCGGCGAAGCCAGAAAAGGCGAACAGUAUGCGAGGAAGUUCAGGUUCAAGACGGCAGAUACCGAAGAGUCGCAGCGAUACCCCUUGUGCGACUGGUGCUUGGGCCGCGUUCGUGCCACGUGCGACUACAUUGGCUUCUUACGCAUGAUUGCAGCCGGACACUGGCGUGCAGAGACGGACGAGGAGAAGAAGUCGACGUGGGAGGAGAGUGUCAAGCUUCGCGAAAAGAUGUUUUGGACGCGGAUAGGCGGCGGGGUCGUACCCUCGUUCAUCCCCCUUCGUGACAGUCCCCGGAGCCCGGCGUUCUCAAAGAGCCCGCACAAGGACGAGGAGAGGAAGAGCGAGGACAGCAUGAUGUCGUUUGAGCCGAGGGACAUUUCGGUCGAUGGGCCAGUAGCCGAUCGAAAGACUCGAAAGAGCGAGGAGGACCCCUUUAAGAGCAAGGAGACGGGCUUGGAAAAGCGGAUUUCGAUUGGCAAGACUGUCCUCUCUGGCCAUGGUCCAGAUGGUCCUUUGACAUCGACACAGGACAGUGCCACACCCACUCAUGAGGACGCGACAACCGAAGCGGCACAAGCCAAGCCUGCACUCGACCGAGAGGAAGAGAAGAGGCCAGAACAAGCCGAAGCCGAGAUCCACGCCCAGGUCGAAAAGUCGCUCGACGUGAAGCAGAUUGCCGAGAAGCCACUGCUGCAGCGCCAGCGCUCGGCGUCGAAUCCUGCAGCUGCCCUUGCUGUUCGCAAGCGAGAGGAACGUUUGAGCUUGAAGAUUCCGGGAUCGACGUCGAUGCCUGGGGGGUUUGAGUAG